AUGGUAAGAGAUAGAUUUAAAAUUGAUCAACAUGUUGAUGUUAAACUAAGACUGGUAGAAAAAAGAGGAUCAGAUGGAAAAUUGUACAAUUUGCCAACAAUUUCUGAGGUAGCAGCUUUGGUGGUUGGUGAUUUUGAACCAAAUAGUUCAGAUAGAGAUAUAAUAAUUGAAAGUCAUUCUGGACAACUUAAGAGAAUAAGUGAAUUGAAUGCAGCAUACUUAGGUUUGCAAUAUUCAUUACUUUAUCCAUUUGGUGAAGAUGGAUAUAGAGAACAUAUUUUUUUAAAUGGAAUUGAUGAAUCAGCUGAUGGAAGGAAAUAUGUUAGCUCUCUUGAAUAUUUUUCAUACAAAAUUCAAGAAAGACAGAAUGAAGUACUAGCAAUUAUAUCAGCUAAAAGGUUAUUUCAACAAUUCUGUGUUGAUGGAUAUACAACGAUAGAAUCUUCACGAUUGUUAUUUUAUAUGCUCCAUCAAACAAAUUUGGGAGCUGACUUCUAUAAGGGAUUACAAGAAGUUUUUCGCAGGGAGACACUCAACCUUCUUCUCAAAGACAACGAGUAA
This is a messenger RNA of Solanum lycopersicum (tomato), 561 nucleotides long. RefSeq lists its product as uncharacterized. The record is from RefSeq and is a predicted model, not a curated record. Lineage: Eukaryota; Viridiplantae; Streptophyta; Magnoliopsida; Solanales; Solanaceae.